This is a messenger RNA of Corticium candelabrum, 983 nucleotides long. Its product is annotated as cation-dependent mannose-6-phosphate receptor-like. NCBI's taxonomy places the organism in Eukaryota, Metazoa, Porifera, Homoscleromorpha, Homosclerophorida, Plakinidae. Gene Ontology annotation, cellular component: trans-Golgi network. The record is from RefSeq and is a predicted model, not a curated record. The transcript is spliced from 7 exons. Bases 17 to 802 code for a protein of 261 amino acids.
AGUAGGCGUGGUUGAAAUGUACCUGGCUGUUGUACUGUUGCUUUGCGCUUUUUCAUCAGUGUCUGGCGUGCGUGACGAUCUUGAAUGCGUUGUUAACAGUGACUAUUGCUCUUGCGACUUCAACGACGGGAGAGGAAAAAUAAACCUUGCACCACUGGCGUCCUCUUCCAAAGACAAGCCAGCCUUUAAUUUGAUCCAAGAUCCAGGUCGUUCUUACAGCUACGCCUUUAAUCCAUGCUCACCGUUUAAUGACGGCAGCGGCUGUUCCGUUGAAAAGGACACUGCUGCUUGUCAGAGAGGUACAGACACUGGAGGCGGCCUUUCAGUCAGUCUUGGAGCUCAAAGAACUGUAUCUUUCAAUGUCACAGAUGAGGAAACCCGAAGCGUCCUGAUGAUCAUUACAUCAGGCGACGAUGGCAGAAAGACAUUGAUAAACUUGGUGUGUGAUGAAAAGUUUGGAACAACUGCAGUCACUUCUAACAUGACAUUUGUUAAAGAGGAAAAGCAAUAUCACUACGUUUUCAACUUGCGAAGCAAAUGUGCGUGUGUUGAUGGUUGCAAAGGCCCAAGUCAUCUCUUACUUUCAAUAGGCACAAUCAUACUAAUUGGAUUGGCUUUUGUUAUUAUCAUUUAUCUGGUGGCUGGAAUUCUCUUCAGGAAAUUUAAACAGGGAGCAACUGGUGCAGAGGUCAUUCCUAAUCACAGCUUUUGGUUUUCGUUACCAGGGCAUAUCAAGGAUGGAAUCAAAUUUUCGUUCAGAAAAUGCCGAAAAUCAAGUGUUGAGUAUGAAGCACUUCAGUAGCUAACAUACUAACAGCAAAGUAAGUCUUGUAACUAGCAAUGCCUUGGAGCUAAAAGAGCUGAAUGGCAUAGGCUGUCUCUAGCAGUGUUGGUGUAUUUGAUGUAUAAUUUGCAUAAAGUCUCAGAAUAGCUAUCAAUACAUAAAUGUAUAACUGCAUGUCUUUAGAAUAGUGAGUCACUGA